AUGGAAUCACAAUUAGUCAGCUCAACUUACGGUAAAGGUAAUGUUAAAUUCUUGAAAGUUAAAAAGAAUCCUUCCAACUUACAACAACAAGAAGUUUUAGAAGCUAAUGUUCAAUGUUUAUUAAGAGGUGAUUUUGAUGUUUCAUACACCAAAGCCGAUAACUCACCAAUUGUCCCAACUGAUACUGUUAAAAAUACUAUUUUAGUUGAAGCUAAAAAUACCAACGUUUGGCCUAUUGAAAGAUUUGCUGCUCAUUUAGCUAAACACUUCACUAAUAAAUAUUCCCAUGUCUCAGGAAUUGAAAUUACAAUUGUUCAAUCUAAAUGGACAAAAUAUGAAGUCGAUGGUAAAUUACAUGCUCAUUCAUUCAAACAUGAAGGUCCAGAAACCAGAAGAACUGUUUUAGAUUACACUAGAGCUGGUAACAAAUUAAGCAUUACUUCAUCUAUCAAAGAUUUGACUGUUUUAAAAUCAACCGGUUCAAUGUUCUACGGUUACAAUGUUUGUGAUUACACUACUUUAAAACCAACUAAAGACAGAAUCUUAUCAACUGAUGUUGAUGCUUCAUGGGUUUAUGACAAAAAUCAAAUUAAAACUUUAGAUGACGUUUUCAGUUACGCUGAUAAUGGAUUAUUCGACAAAACCUACGAAGCUGCUAGAAAAACUACUUUGGAUUUAUUUGCAUUAGAAAACUCCGCUUCAGUUCAAGCUACUAUGUACAAUAUGUCCCAUAAGAUCUUGGAACAAAUCAAAGAAGUUGACACUGUUACUUAUGUCUUACCAAACAAACAUUAUAUCUUAUUCAAUUUGGAAUGGAAAGGUAUUAAAAAUAAUGAUGAUUUAUUCUACCCUUCCCCAGAUCCAAACGGUUUAAUCAAAUCUACUGUCGGUAGAAAAGUUGCUGCAAAGUUAUAG
Messenger RNA from Yamadazyma jaroonii, 915 nucleotides. The record is from the annotation of a GenBank genome assembly. NCBI's taxonomy places the organism in Eukaryota, Fungi, Ascomycota, Pichiomycetes, Serinales, Debaryomycetaceae.